UCCCUCUUCUAAAGUCCCCCGUCACCCACCAGGACUCAGAUUCUCCACAGAACACUGAGGAUGGGAUCAUGGCUCCCCGAACCCUCCUCCUGCUGCUCUCGGGGGCCCUGGCCCUGACCCAGACCUGGGCGAGCUCCCACACCCUGUGGUAUUUCACCGCCACCAUGUCCCGGCCCGGCCGCGGGGAGCCCCGCUUCAUCGCCGUGGGCUACGUGGACGACACGCAGUUCGGGUGGUUCGACAGCGACGCCGCGAUUCAGAGAGGGGAGCCGCGGGCGCCCUGGGCGGAGCAGGAGGGUUUGGAGUUUUGGGAGGAGCACGCGCAGGGAGCCAAGGCCAAAGCAAAGACUGACCAAGUGAACCUGCGGAUCCUGAGCGGCUACUACAACCAGAGCGAGGCCGAGCCUCACACUAUCCAGGAUUUGUAUGGCUGCGAAAUGGGGCCGGACGGGCGCCUCCUCCGCGGGUAUUACAAGUCAGCCUACGAUGGCAAGGAUCACAUCGCCCUGAACGAGGACCUGCGCUCCUGGACUGCCGCGGACACGAUGGCCCAGAUCACCAAGCGCAAGUUGGAGGCGGCCCAUGAGGCGGAGAGUUUGAGAGCCUACCUGGAGGGCGCGUGCCUGGAGUGGCUCCGCAGACACCUGAAGAACGGGAAGGAGGCGCUGCAGCGCGCGGAUCCCCCAAAGACACACGUGACCCACCACCCCGUCUCUGACCAUGAGGCCACCCUGAGGUGCUGGGCCCUGGGCUUCUACCCUGCGGAGAUCACACUGACCUGGCAGCGGGAUGGGGAGGACCAAACUCAGGACACCGAGCUUGUGGAGACCAGGCCAGCAGGAGAUGGAACCUUCCAGAAGUGGGCAGCUGUGGUGGUGCCUUCUGGAGAAGAGCAGAGAUACACGUGCCAUGUGCAGCACGAGGGGCUGCUGGAGCCCCUCACCCUGACAUGGGAGCCACCUUCCCAGCGCACCACCCGCAUUGUGGGCAUCGUUGCUGGCCUGGCUGUCCUAGGAGCUGUGGUCACUGGAGCUGUGGUUGCUGCUGUAAUACGGAGGAGGAAGAGCUCAGGUGGAAACAGAGGGAGCUACUCUCAGGCUGCGAGCAGCGACAGUGCCCAGGGCUCUGAUGUGUCUCUCACAGCUUGUAAAGGUGAGAACCUGGGACAGCUGCCUUGUGUGGGACUGAGAGGCAGGAUUUCUUCACACCUUCCCUUUGUGGCUUCAAGAGCCUCUGACAUCUCCUUCUGCAAAGGCUUCGCUUGAUGAGUUGAUUAAAUAGGUCACUUUAUAAAAUCUGAGAGAGGAAAUAAAGACCUGAGAACCUUCCAG
Molecule: messenger RNA, 1331 nt
Organism: Saimiri boliviensis boliviensis (Bolivian squirrel monkey)
Lineage: Eukaryota; Metazoa; Chordata; Mammalia; Primates; Cebidae
Source: RefSeq, a predicted model, not a curated record